Messenger RNA from Nycticebus coucang (slow loris), 2245 nucleotides. RefSeq names its product transcription factor 25 (gene TCF25). Lineage: Eukaryota; Metazoa; Chordata; Mammalia; Primates; Lorisidae. The transcript has 19 exons. The coding region runs from base 16 to 2088 and encodes 690 amino acids. Gene Ontology annotation, molecular function: protein binding. The record is from RefSeq and is a predicted model, not a curated record. Gene Ontology annotation, cellular component: RQC complex.
CGGCCGUUGGGUCCUAUGUCGCGCCGGGCCCUUCGGAGGCUGAGGGGGGAACAGCGCGGCCAGGAGCCCCUCGGGCCUGGCGCCCUGCAUUUUGACCUCCGUGAUGACGAUGACACGGAAGAAGAAGGGCCAAAACGCGGGCCUGGUGGCUGCACAGGAAAGGAGGGCGUCCAAGUUAACAACCGGUUCGAGCUGGCUUUAAAAUGUACGGAAGUGAACCACAUGACUAUAGCCCUAAGGAGGGAGAAGAAGCGAAGACACACUUCUAUAGACAUUGAGGAUCUCGAAGAUGACCCUGUGGUGAACGGGGAGAGGCCUGACUGUGCACACACAGAUACUGUGGCACCAGGGAUCAGAGAGCGGGCUCCAUGUGGACACACAGAAACCAAGAUGGAUGGAGAUACAGCCAUGGCCAUAUCUGCAGAGCAGUCUAAUGCAAGUGGCAAACUUCGAAAGAAGAAAAAGAAACAGAAAAAUAAGAAAAACAGUACAGGAGAGACUUCGGAAAAUGGACUGGAAGAUAUUGAUCGCAUCUUAGAGAGGAUUGAGGACAGCAGUGGGCUCAGCCACCCAGGCCCUGCCCCCCUGAGCACCAAGAAACACGUUCUGUACGUGCAGCACAGACACUUGAAUCCAGACACAGAACUGAAAAGGUAUUUUGGUGCUCGAGCAGUCCUGGGGGAGCAAAGACCACGGCAGAGACAGCGCGUAUAUCCCAAAUGCACAUGGCUCACGACCCCUAAGAGCACCUGGCCCCGGUAUAGCAAACCAGGUCUGUCCAUGCGGCUGCUGGAAUCCAAGAAGGGCCUUUCCUUCUUCACGUUUGAGCACAGUGAAGAAUACCAGCAAGCUCAGCAUAAGUUCCUGGCAGCUGUGGAGUCCAUGGAGCCAAAUAACAUUGUGGUCCUGUUGCAGACGAGCCCCUAUCAUGUGGAUUCGCUGCUGCAGCUCAGUGAUGCCUGCCGCUUUCAGGAGGACCAGGAGAUGGCCCGAGACCUCAUAGAGAGAGCCCUGUACAGCAUGGAGUGUGCAUUCCACCCCUUGUUCAGUCUCACCAGUGGAACGUGCCGGCUGGAUUAUCGCCGACCUGAGAACAGGAGUUUCUACCUGGCCCUCUACAAGCAGAUGAGCUUCCUGGAGAAGCGAGGCUGCCCACGCACAGCGCUGGAGUACUGCAAGCUCAUUCUGAGCCUCGAGCCAGAUGAGGACCCCCUCUGCAUGCUGCUGCUUGUGGACCACCUGGCCUUGCGGGCCCGGAACUACGAGUACCUGAUCCGCCUCUUCCAGGAGUGGGAGAGUCAUCGGAACCUGUCUCAGCUCCCAAAUUUCGCCUUCUCUGUUCCACUGGCGUAUUUUCUGCUGAGUCAGCAAACAGACCUCCCAGAGCAGGAGCUCAGCUCUGCCAGAGAAAAGGCCUCUCUCUUGAUCCAACAGGCUCUCAUCAUGUUCCCUGGAGUGCUGAUGCCUCUGCUGGAGUACUGCAGCGUGCGGCCUGAUGCCGCUGUCUCUGGUCACUGCUUCUUUGGACCCAACGCCGAGAUCAGCCAACCUCCUGCUCUGAGCCAGCUGGUGAGUCUCUACCUUGGGAGGUCGCACUUCCUCUGGAAGGAGCCCACCACCAUGAGCUGGCUGGAGGACAACGUCCGCGAGGUUCUGCAGGCAGUGGAUGCCGGAGACCCUGCUGUGGAAGCCUGUGAGAGCAGGCGGAAGAUGCUCUACCAACGCGCGCCCAGAAAUAUCCACCGCCAUGUGAUCCUCUCUGAGAUCAAGGAAGCUGUUGCUGCCCUGCCCCCGGAUGUUACCACGCAGUCUGUGAUGGGGUUUGACCCUCUGCCUCCCCUGGACACCAUCUACUCCUACGUCAGACCAGAGAGGCUAAGUCCUGUCAGCCGUGGAAACACAAUUGCUCUCUUCUUCCGAUCAUUACUGCCGAAUUAUGCUAUGGAGGGGGAGAGACCUGAGGACGGAGUGCCUGGGAAUCUGAACAGGCUAAUGCUGGCCGUGCGGGACAUGAUGGCCAACUUCCAUCUCAACGACCUGGAAGCACCACGGGAGGAGGAUGCAGAGGAGGAGGGGGAGUGGGACUGAGCGUCCCCAGACACCCCACGCUGUGCAAUUAUGUUCCUGAUUUCUGCCCUGGUCAGAACUGGCCAGUUCCCCAAAGUAGAGAUACUGUCGUUGACCUGCUCUUGUGUUUCUCCAUAAAUGUGUUUCUCCCAUAAACAGCGGGCUUUGAAAUGCCGUC